This is a messenger RNA of Aedes aegypti (yellow fever mosquito), 2070 nucleotides long. Its product is annotated as BRCA1-associated protein. The coding region runs from base 198 to 1853 and encodes 551 amino acids. The record is from RefSeq and is a predicted model, not a curated record. NCBI's taxonomy places the organism in Eukaryota, Metazoa, Arthropoda, Insecta, Diptera, Culicidae. Gene Ontology annotation, cellular component: cytoplasm. The transcript is spliced from 4 exons. Gene Ontology annotation, molecular function: ubiquitin protein ligase activity; nucleic acid binding; zinc ion binding. Gene Ontology annotation, biological process: protein ubiquitination; Ras protein signal transduction.
AAGUCAUUAUCUUGUAGGACCUUCGCGUAUGUUACACUAGGAUGCAAAAUCAAAAAAAUCACUUUGUUCUUUGUUGACAUCCAGAAGCAAAAAUUUUCAGUUUUUCGUUCAAACGAAGCAAAUUGCAAAGAUUGUUAUUUUCGCAAUAAAAAAAUUAAUUAGAUUAUCGCCUUGCUCGGUCCUUAUGUGCUAUCUAAAUGUCUGUGCUGGUUUCUCUGUGCUUGCUGAAGAUUGAGAUUGUCGACGACGUAAACACCACCAUGGACAGCGCCACGGAAGAAAAUGCAGCUGCUGGUGGCGGCGGUGCCGCAUCCGUUGACCAUCCCACCAAUCCUCGACUUCAGCGGGAUAUGCGCGGCCAGCGCAAGCCGAAGAAGAUCUCCAUCGAGAGUUACCGGAAUCGGUUGGAUUCGUCGUCGGAGCUGGCUGGGGAUGAGUCCCGCCACGUCGGAGUUCUGCCGAAGAGCUCUCGCGAGCAAACGCCAAUGGACGAGAUUGCCCCGGUACCGGCCGUGCAUCAGGAGUUCCCCGGGGAGAUCAACUUUUUCUCCGGCAAUCCGUUUGUGGAAGUCACCAAAGGAAUCCUGCAUCUCUUCAAGCGGAAUGAACGCGCCGACAUAACCGAUGGGCCAUCGAAAACGCUCUGUUUGAUUGCGGUUCCAUCGUCGCUCAAUUGCCACGACAUUCUGAACUUCAUUGCCCCGUGCCAUUCGGUGAUCCAGCAUGUGCGAAUUCUGCGGGACGGUUCGCCCAACCAGUUUAUGGUAUUACUCGAGUUUCGCAGCGUUGAAGCGGCCGUCGAGUUCUACCAAACUUUCAACGGAGCACCGUACAAUAGUUUGGAACCGGAUUCGCUGUGUCAUGCGGUUUGGGUUUCUGCGGUCGAGUGGGGCGAUGAUGGGAUCGCCCCGCAAGGUCACACCGAACUGCCCAUGUGUCCCGUCUGUCUGGAACGGAUGGACGAAAGUGUGGACGGAGUGUUGACGAUUCUGUGCAAUCACGCUUUCCACGCGGGAUGUCUAAUCAAGUGGGGCGACUCGACUUGUCCCGUGUGUAGGUGCAUCCAAACUCCAGAGCUGUCGGAGACUUCCGUCUGCAUGGAAUGUGAAGGAACGGAAGCUCUUUGGAUUUGCUUGAUCUGCGGACACAUUGGGUGUGGUCGGUAUCAGGGUGGACACGCCGCUUCCCAUUAUCGAGCCACCAAUCACACGUACGCCCUGCAGCUGGGAACAAACCGUGUUUGGGACUAUGCUGGGGACAACUUUGUACAUCGGCUGCUGCAGAGUAAAUCCGACGGGAAACUGGUUGCCACUCAGUCACCGGGCAAUGAUGGCGAUGAGAAGAUUGACUCGAUGCAGUUGGAAUUCACAUAUCUCUUGACGUCACAGCUGGAUGCCCAGCGGGAGUAUUACGAGGAGAAACUGAUGCGAGUGGAAGGGAGCAUCGUGGGUGAAAAACAGAAACUGGUACAGGAAGCAGAGGAGAUCAAAAAGAAGAAUGUUUCGUUGGAGGGCAAAAUUCAGGCGCUGAGCAAGGAAAAAACCAACCUGGAGAAGAAGAUCAAUCAACUUUCAGCUAAAAUGACAACGGUGCUCAAGGAGCUCUCGGAGGAGAAACAAUUCGGCAAGACGCUCCAAUCGAACCAGUCCUCGUGGCAGAUCAAAUUUUCAACCCUGGAGAAGAAAUGCACCGAAAAGGAGCAGGAGGUGUCCGAACUGAAGGAACAGGUUCGCGAUCUGAUGUUCUACCUGGAGGCUCAGAACAAAAUUGCCAAUUCAGAGCUAAAGGACGAAAUGGCGGGCGCAUCAGUUGAAAUCCCUAAAGCUGGAAAACGACGCACCAAAAAGAAAUAAUCACAUUUCUGAGAAAUGAAGUUACUCUGUAGAAUAUAAUAAUUUAUCUGAGUGUUAGUAAACGUUUCAAGAUUAUGCUUAGGACUCGAACCGAAGACGCUUUGGAAGCUGAUAGGCAACUCUUAGGUCAUGUGAUUCUGGAAUGCUGAUAACUUUUUUGCAAGUUGUGAAUGUGAUAUUACCUAUCGACAUACAAAAAUAAAACUUUCUGCUUGAA